This is a messenger RNA of Micromonas pusilla CCMP1545, 1774 nucleotides long. RefSeq lists its product as uncharacterized. The record is from RefSeq and is a predicted model, not a curated record. The transcript has 3 exons. The coding region runs from base 32 to 1774 and encodes 580 amino acids. NCBI's taxonomy places the organism in Eukaryota, Viridiplantae, Chlorophyta, Mamiellophyceae, Mamiellales, Mamiellaceae.
CCGCGCGCGCGGACCGACGCCGGACGGACCGAUGCCGACCGCGCGCGACAUCGCUUUCGAGGUGGAUCGCGAGCUCGUGGACGACACCUUCGCCGGGUACGGCCUCUCGCGCGAUCUCUUCGACCCCGAGGAGUGCGCGGUCCUACCCCUGCCCGAGGACGCGCGCGACGUCCCCGCCGCGGGGUCGUUCGACCGAGUCGUCGCGCUCGCGGGGGCGAGAAGAAAUCUCCUCGCGCGCUUCGAUCACGAUCCGUCGUCGAGGGCGUUCGCGGUCGCGCACGCGUCCGGGACGUUCUCCGUCGUCUCCCUCAGCGCGAGCGGCGAGGCGCGCGUGAAGCCGCUGGGAGCGCACGACGGCGGCGGCGCGAUGGACCCGCUGCCGCCGUCCGCCGCGGGCGGGGAAGAGGACGCGUCGUCGUCGUCGUCGUCGUCGGGUAGUCGUCGCGGGCUGGGCGCGUCCGUCGCGAUGCUGCACGACCGCGGCGCGCCCCCCGCGGGCGACAUCUCCGCGGAAUACAACAGCGCGGAUUUCACCCGCGGCGUCUACGUCGCGUCGAGAGGCGACGGCGACCUCGCGCUGACGCUCGUCGACGACGACGGGAAACCCACGACGCGAUGGCAAUCGGUGAAGGUGGACCUCCCCGGUUUGGACGCGGGGUUCGUGAUCGAGGCGAUCGCGCCCAACCUCGCGAUCAACCGCGAUGCGGUCGGGGUGAAGUACUACUCGCUUCUGGUUUGGGGGCCGGACGCGACCGACGCGACGGGGACGAAGAUUUGCGCGCACGCGAUCCAGUUGAUUCACGCGUGGUCGCGGAACCGCGUGAAGAGCGGCGCGGAUAACGUCGGAUGGCAAUUCGCCAGUCGCGCCGACGCGAGAGGGCCUGGAAGAGCCGCGCGAAUCUUGACGAGCGCGACCGCGCCGGCGUGGUGCCACGUCUACUUAGGCGCGCCGCACACCGCCGGGGAGGACGAGCUCGCGCCGCAGUUCGCGGUGGCGACGGAGACGACCGCGGCGGACGCGAGUUUGAGAACGGCCCUGACGACGGGCGACGCGACCGGAACCGCCGCGGAGCUCGAGUGGGGCCCCGAGGACGACGAGGCGUACGACGCCGACGCCGCGGACGCGGACGCGGCGAAAGGGACGGGGAUCGCGGGCGGGGUCGUGAACCCGCACGACGUCUGGCGCGCCUUUAACGAGGAGGACGACGACGAUAUGGACGACGGCGGCGCCGGCGCCGGCGCCGGCGACGGGGACGCGCGGCUCGAGAUCGUCCGCGUGGACGCGUGCCCCACACUCGGCGUGGACCCGACGCGCCCGGACGCGCUCGUCGAGACGAUGUCGGACUUGCAGCGUCACGCCGUCUGCGCGACCGUGGAGGGCGGGAUCGGACUCGCGCACGGCGUGCACUGCGUCGUCGCGGCGUUGGCGCGCGACGCGGACGGCGCGUCGCGGAGGGCGACGCACGCGUCGACGAUGCCCGCGUUCGCGUACGUCGCGAAAGGGAAGCCGAACCGGCGGUUCGUGCUCGCGUCGUUGGACGGGACGUGCGGGGUCGUCGUGGAGACGAGAGCGAGCGCGUUCGUGUAUCGAGCGGCCGCCGGCGGGUCGAAGGGGGAGCACCAAAUUUUUGACCCGAAGUCGUCGGAUCCGUGCGUGGGCGCGCGGCUUCUCGACGCGGACGACGGCGGCGGCGGGAAGAAACAUCUGCUCGUGCUGACGAAGAGCGCGGUGUUUGUGCUCGGAAUUCGCGCGUGGAGAGAGAAGACGCGAUGA